CCUCACAUGACCCAGCACUGUCAGUCCACCAGCAGCAGCAGGGCAGUAACUGAAGAAGGAAUCAGGAUAGUCUAAGCUCAAAGAAGAAGGAUUAAAGUCAUGGAUCCAGAAAAGACACCGAUAGCUUAUUCUGAAGAGAAGUCAGCUAUGGGACAUCCCUCCAUGGGGCAGGCCCCCGCCCCACCGCCGUACCAAGACCACCCACAGGCUCAGCCUGGCCUGGGCUCCCCGCAGGGAUACUGUUAUCAGCAGUACGUCGGAGGAUACGGCCAGCAGGCGCCGUACGUUGUGGGUCAGCAGUACCAGGCACAUCCGGGCGCCGUCACCAUCCAGCCGACCGUGUACGUGACCGCCAGCCCUCUGGCCAACCCCGUCAACGACUACCUGUGUUACUCCAUCUUCACCAUGAUCUGCUGCUGCAUGCCCCUGGGAAUCGCUGCCCUCAUCUACUCCCUCUCAGCCCGUGACGCCAAUUUCAGCGGGAACCUGGCCGUGGCGGAGCGGAGCAGCAGGACAGCCAGGAUGCUGAACCAUAUCGGUCUGGGAAUCGGACUCGGAGUCAUCAUCCUUUCCAUUGUCUAUAUAGUGGUUGUUGCAGGUGUGAUCGCCAGUCAUAAUUGAGACGGGCGUCCGGCAGAGAGCAGAGUCUCUCCACAUGAACAACCGACACAUCGUCAGAGGUGUUUCUUUUACCUGUUUUGUUUCUGAUUUGCUUCCUGUAUAUCACCACACAGCGAUAAUCCAGCUGUGUUUGACAUAACGUGAUUUCAGUUUAAAUGAGACACUUUAAGUGUGACACAGACCACUCAUUAGUUGGGCCUCUAUUGAAAUUUUUCAUGUGGGAUUACAAUUUGUUCAGUGUACUGAGUGAACUUCAGUGUUGAAGGUGAUGAAACAGUAAAAAAUGGCAUGUAAAAACUUACCAAGAAGAAUAUUUUAAAAACAAUAAUAAUGAUGAGGAUGGAAUGAAUGUGGUUUCAGGUUUGUGAAUUCAAAACAUAAAAAAGUGAGCCAGUUUAUCAUCGAGUGUUUGUGACGUGCAUCUUUUCACCAAAUCAGAGUCGGAGUCGUCCUGCGUUGAAAUCUGCGCUGUUAUUUCUGUCGGGUAUGUUUCUUUUUUUGUUGACUUUUAGCAAAGCCGAGAGGAAGAGGAAAGCUUUUAUAUUCAGUUUCUUUAUAAAUAAAGUCCAUGAGUGAAAUCA
Molecule: messenger RNA, 1202 nt
Organism: Salarias fasciatus (jewelled blenny)
Lineage: Eukaryota; Metazoa; Chordata; Actinopteri; Blenniiformes; Blenniidae
Product: proline-rich transmembrane protein 1-like
Exons: 3
Coding region: 100-621 (173 amino acids)
Cellular component (GO): membrane
Source: RefSeq, a predicted model, not a curated record